Scaptodrosophila lebanonensis is the source of this 1969-nucleotide messenger RNA. It is a transcript of the gene Psn, whose product is annotated as presenilin homolog. Gene Ontology annotation, cellular component: neuromuscular junction; dendritic shaft; growth cone. The transcript is spliced from 8 exons. Lineage: Eukaryota; Metazoa; Arthropoda; Insecta; Diptera; Drosophilidae. Gene Ontology annotation, biological process: negative regulation of apoptotic process; calcium ion transport; amyloid precursor protein catabolic process. The record is from RefSeq and is a predicted model, not a curated record. Bases 199 to 1833 code for a protein of 544 amino acids. Gene Ontology annotation, molecular function: aspartic endopeptidase activity, intramembrane cleaving.
CUCAUACUGAUUAAUAUUGGCUUAUCGAUAACUUAAACUUGAAAGUAUGUGCCAUCACUGCCAAUGAGUCGCUCGCUAAAACACAAGAAAUUUCACUGACGAAAAUACUAUCAUUUGCAAAUAUUUGCAACAAAUUUAUUAACUACGGCAUCAAAGUGGUCCUCGAACGCUGAGGAGGCGAACGAACGCACACCGCUAAUGGACGCACACGUCAAUGCCACGUCCUCGUCGGGCGGCGCUGGCAUUGCUGAUGGUCUGAGCGGCGCAGCAUCGCGUUUGGAACGUCGUCCAAAGCAACAACAACCCCGUAGCAAUUAUGGCUCCAACAAUGUGGAUCAGGCUGAUGGCGCCAUUCUGGCCGUGCCCAAUGUGGUAAUACGACCAAGUGGCAGCGGUAGCGGUGGCGGAGGAAGACCACGAUUAAGCGGUGGUGGUGCAGGUGGCCCACCCGAUGCACAAGCCGAAGAGGAGCAGGGUUUGAAAUAUGGCGCUCAGCACGUCAUUAAACUAUUUGUGCCCGUUUCCCUAUGUAUGUUGGUGGUGGUCACCACCAUCAAUUCCAUUAGCUUUUACAACAGCACCGAUGUUUACCUUCUUUACACGCCCUUUCAUGAACUUUCGCCCGAGCCGAGUGUUAAGUUUUGGAAUGCUCUGGCCAACUCUCUCAUUCUUAUGAGCGUGGUUGUUGUCAUGACCAUACUAUUGAUUGUAUUAUACAAGAAGCGCUGCUAUCGCGUGAUUCAUGGCUGGCUUAUACUCUCCUCCUUCAUGCUGCUCUUCAUCUUCACGUAUUUGUAUUUGGAGGAACUGCUGCGUGCCUAUAACAUACCAAUGGACUAUCCCACAGCUUUAUUCAUAAUGUGGAACUUUGGAGUAGCCGGCAUGAUGGCUAUUCACUGGCAGGCACCACUGCGUCUGCAGCAAGGCUAUCUGAUAUUUGUGGCUGCGCUCAUGGCGCUCGUCUUCAUUAAGUAUCUGCCAGAAUGGACUGCGUGGGCGGUUUUAGCCGCUAUCUCCAUAUGGGAUCUCAUCGCUGUACUUUCACCUCGUGGACCGCUUCGCAUACUUGUAGAAACUGCUCAGGAGCGGAAUGAACAAAUCUUUCCUGCUUUGAUCUAUUCCUCAACUGUGAUCUAUACUUACAUGGGCACACAUUAUACGCCUCAACAGUCUCAGCCAACAGGCAUCUCCUCACCCUCAUCCAGCAAUUCAACAACCACAACACGAGCCACUCAAAACUCGCUGGCUUCGCCAGAAGUGGCGCCGGCAGGCAACAAUUCGAGAGCUAGCAGCUCACGCUCAGGUAACACCCGCUCCACUCUCACCCAGGAUACUCAGGCAUCGGCGGCUGAAGGUAUGCCACUUGUGACUUUUAAAACACAUUUGCGUGGAAACGCGGAGGCAGCUGGAUUUACAGAAGAGUGGUCUGCAAAUCUAAAUGAACGGAUAGCUCGUCGUCAAAUCGAAGUGCAAGCAAGUAACAGCGGAAACUCGCGAAGAUCUAAUGAAUAUCGCACAGUUACCACGCCCCAUGAAGGCGCUCAACAAGAGGGACAGGAGGAACGCGGAAUCAAACUGGGUCUAGGCGAUUUCAUCUUCUACUCUGUCCUGGUGGGCAAAGCCUCAAGUUACGGUGAUUGGACUACUACUAUUGCCUGCUUUGUGGCAAUACUCAUUGGCCUCUGUCUGACGCUUCUGCUCUUAGCAAUUUGGCGUAAGGCUCUGCCAGCGCUGCCCAUAUCCAUCACAUUUGGCUUAAUAUUUUGUUUUGCAACAAGCGCCGUGGUCAAACCAUUUAUGGAGAAUCUUUCGGCCAAGCAAGUGUUUAUAUAAAAGACAAAGAAUUUAAGAGACAAAUAAUCCACUUAUGUAGUAUUAUGUGUAACCUGUAUACAUUAACAUUCAAUUCGCCCCAAAUGCUGAGUCUUUUAUAAAUCAGAUAUUUAUUUAACAAAUACGCAAAACCCUA